AUGGAAAGCAGCCUCUUUUUCUCCGACGAUCCCCUCGUGCAGCAAGCAAACCAGGUGGUGUUUGAUGUAAUGGACGGGAUAGAGGAGCCGCACCUUGGGGCCAAGCGCAUCGACGCCAUAAUUCGUCCAUACUUCUUGACUCCCGAGGAAAAGCGGAAGAGGCGUGAACCUCUAGAGCCGUUUUGGGAGGAGGUAAGUUCGACUGCCGCUGCCACGGGCUACGAUAGUCAAGGGCAGGAUAGAUUGAUUCAGCUCAUGUGCAAUUUGAGUCAGCUUCCGCCGCUCAAGGUCACUUGGUACGGGGCACGUCUGUGGACAAGCUUUCCUAAGUUUGGGCGGGUGAUGCGAGAGGACUUCCCAAACGCGCUUCCUGAAAUUGAUCCCGAUCCGACGGCCAAGUGCUGCGGACGCCUCCACAUUCCACAGGAUGCCCGGUGUCCCGUGGGUGACGCCAAGAAGCCGAAGAAUGAUGCAUGGAUCGCGGUAGACCUGAACCGGGACUCCUUCAUGGCCAGAGUUCUCGGACAUCAGCUGCGGCCGUGGAAGCAAUUCGCCAUCUGGCAGCUGCGAUCCGCGCUCGAGUGGCCCCAUGUAAACCCUCGUCUCGUCGAUCACCAUCUUGCUAUCGUGCGUGAAUGGAUUUUCCAUGCGGGCUACGAGCUGUAUCGCCAGCGAUACGAAGGCGUUCUCGAACCGGAUGAGGUCCGUCGCACACAGCCGGGGCCCCUCUACCGUGGUAGGGCGGAUAUCCCCCGCGAGCGGUGGAUCUUCUGGAAAGAACGCAUUGCGGAGCUCGCGAAAUUCGCCUCCGAUGACUUUCAGAAGACCGCGGCGGCCCUGGUGGAUCGGAUGAACAAAAUUGAGGAGGAUCUGCAUGAUACCCCAUUGUCGCAAAAGACAAACUUGUGUUAUUGA
This is a messenger RNA of Aspergillus aculeatus ATCC 16872, 915 nucleotides long. RefSeq names its product DUF3632 domain-containing protein. NCBI's taxonomy places the organism in Eukaryota, Fungi, Ascomycota, Eurotiomycetes, Eurotiales, Aspergillaceae. Bases 1 to 915 code for a protein of 304 amino acids. The record is from RefSeq and is a predicted model, not a curated record. The transcript has a single exon.